UGAGGGCGUGUAUGUCUGUCUGAGGCGGAGAGAGCGAGAGUGAGUGAGUGUUGAGUGCGGGGUGGGGUGGUGGCCGUUACGUUCGGGGCAACGGCUACGGCAGUGAGAAGUAAGAAGAGAAACAACGUCCGGCGCUUCCGCCUUCGCUUAGGAGGAGGAGGAGCUGGUAGGGAAAGGAAACUGAUUCGCCCUGGGCCUGGACUAGAUCGAGUCGGGCCGGUGGGGUCUAGGCUAUGAGCCUUUGAGGGUCGCUUGGGACGCGGAGCGAGACACGAGAGCCGAGAGCUAUGUCUCAGCCGCCGCCGCCGCCUCCGCUGCCGCCGCCACCUCCUCCCCCUGAGGCUCCGCAGACUCCGUCGUCUUUGGCGGCGGCGGCGGCAGCUGCUCCAGGGGGGCUCUCGAAGCGGAGAGACCGGAGAAUCCUUUCCGGGAGCUGCCCGGAUCCGAAGUGCCAGGCGCGUCUGUUCUUCCCGGCCUCCGGUACUGUCAGCAUCGAGUGUACCGAGUGCGGACAGCGGCACGAGCAGCAACAGCUGCUGGGGGUGGAGGAGGUGACCGAUCCGGACGUAGUGCUGCACAACCUGCUGCGGAACGCUCUGCUCGGGGUGACGGGAGCACCCAAGAAGAACACGGAACUGGUAAAGGUGAUGGGCCUUUCCAACUACCACUGUAAAUUGUUGUCGCCCAUAUUAGCUCGCUAUGGAAUGGACAAACAGACAGGCCGAGCCAAGCUUCUCCGGGAUAUGAACCAGGGUGAACUGUUCGAUUGCGCUUUACUGGGUGACCGCGCUUUCCUUAUAGAACCAGAGCACGUUAACACGGUGGGCUAUGGCAAGGACCGCUCAGGAAGCCUUCUAUAUUUGCAUGACACUCUUGAGGAUAUCAAACGAGCCAAUAAAAGUCAGGAAUGCCUCAUUCCAGUGCAUGUGGACGGGGAUGGACACUGCCUGGUGCAUGCUGUGUCUCGAGCUCUAGUAGGCCGGGAGCUCUUCUGGCAUGCCCUGAGAGAGAAUCUAAAACAGCACUUUCAGCAACACCUGGCCCGAUAUCAAGCCCUGUUUCAUGACUUUAUCGAUGCCGCUGAGUGGGAGGACAUUAUCAAUGAGUGUGAUCCUCUGUUUGUGCCACCUGAGGGUGUUCCCUUAGGUUUGAGGAACAUCCACAUAUUUGGCCUUGCUAAUGUGUUGCAUCGUCCCAUAAUUCUGUUAGAUUCCCUUAGUGGCAUGAGAAGCUCUGGUGAUUAUUCAGCCACCUUUUUGCCUGGGCUCAUACCUGCAGAGAAGUGCACUGGAAGAGAUGGUCAUUUGAACAAACCAAUCUGUAUUGCAUGGAGUAGCUCUGGUAGAAACCAUUAUAUUCCCUUGGUAGGCAUAAAAGGGGCUGCUCUGCCCAAACUGCCUAUGAAUUUGCUUCCUAAAGCAUGGGGUGUGCCUCAGGACCUUAUUAAAAAGUACAUCAAACUCGAGGAAGAUGGUGGUUGUGUUAUUGGAGGUGACAGAAGUUUGCAAGAUAAAUACUUACUUAGGCUUGUUGCUGCUAUGGAAGAAGUCUUUAUGGAUAAACAUGGUAUCCAUCCUAGUUUAGUUGCUGAUGUCCAUCAGUAUUUCUAUAGAAGGACAGGAGUGAUAGGAGUUCAGCCUGAAGAGGUUACAGCAGCUGCUAAAAAGGCAGUAAUGGAUAAUCGCCUUCACAAAUGUUUGCUCUGUGGUGCCCUUUCUGAACUUCAUGUUCCUCCAGAGUGGUUGGCUCCAGGAGGGAAACUGUAUAACUUGGCAAAAAGUACUCAUGGACAGCUGAGGCCUGACAAAAAUUAUAGCUUUCCCUUGAACAAUUUGGUUUGCUCAUAUGAUUCAGUGAAAGAUGUUCUGGUACCAGACUAUGGGUUGAGUAACCUAACGGCUUGUAAUUGGUGCCAUGGCACAUCUGUGCGAAGAGUCAGAGGAGAUGGAUCUAUUGUGUAUUUGGAUGGAGACAGAACUAAUUCUAGGUCCACUGGUGGCAAAUGUGGUUGUGGAUUCAAACACUUUUGGGAUGGUAAAGAGUAUGACAAUCUGCCAGAAGCUUUCCCUAUCACUUUGGAAUGGGGAGGAAGAGUGGUCAGAGAAACAGUGUACUGGUUUCAAUAUGAAAGUGAUCCAUCUCUGAAUAGUAAUGUUUAUGACGUUGCAAUGAAACUUGUUACCAAGCAUUUUCCAGGUGAAUUUGGGAGUGAAAUCCUCGUUCAGAAAGUUGUCCACACCAUAUUGCAUCAGACUGCCAAAAAGAAUCCUGAUGAUUAUACUCCUGUAAAUAUAGAUGGUGCUCAUGCCCAAAGAGUCGGAGAUGUGCAAGGACAAGAAUCAGAAUCUCAGCUUCCAACUAAAAUUAUUCUUACUGGACAGAAAACAAAAACUUUGCACAAGGAAGAAUUAAAUAUGAGUAAAACUGAAAGAACUAUUCAACAGAAUAUUACGGAACAGGCUUCUGCAAUGCAGAAACGGAAAACAGAGAAGUUAAAACAAGAACAAAAGGGGCAGCCCAGAACUGUUUCUCCCAGUGCCAUUCGUGAUGGGCCAUCCUCUGCACCUGCCACCCCUACCAAGGCUCCCUAUUCACCUACAACUUCCAAGGAGAAGAAGAUUCGAAUAACAACUAACGACGGAAGACAGUCCAUGGUUACACUUAAGUCUUCAACAACCUUUUAUGAACUUCAGGAAAGUAUAGCCAGAGAAUUCAACAUUCCUCCAUAUUUACAGUGUAUUCGCUAUGGCUUUCCUCCUAAAGAGUUAAUGCCACCACAGGCAGGAAUGGAAAAGGAGCCAGUUCCUUUACAGCACGGUGACAGAAUCACAAUAGAGAUUCUAAAAAGCAAAGCAGAAGGUGGUCAGUCUGCUGCAGCACACUCUGCCCACACUGUGAAACAAGAAGAGAUUGCUGUUACUGGUAAACUGUCAUCUAAGGAACUUCAAGAGCAAGCUGACAAAGAGAUGUACUCCUUAUGUCUUUUAGCAACAUUAAUGGGUGAAGAUGUAUGGUCUUAUGCAAAGGGACUUCCUCACAUGUUUCAGCAGGGUGGCGUAUUCUACAAUAUUAUGAAGAAAACCAUGGGUAUGGCUGAUGGCAAGCAUUGUACUUUUCCACAUCUACCUGGCAAAACUUUUGUCUAUAAUGCUUCUGAAGAUAGACUGGAGUUGUGUGUGGAUGCUGCAGGACAUUUCCCCAUCGGUCCUGAUGUUGAAGAUUUAGUUAAAGAGGCUGUAAGUCAGGUUCGAGCAGAGGCAACUACAAGAAGUAGAGAAUCAAGUCCCUCACAUGGGCUUUUAAAACUAGGUAGUGGUGGAGUAGUGAAAAAGAAAUCUGAGCAACUUCAUAAUGUAACUGCCUUUCAGGGAAAGGGGCAUUCUCUAGGAACUGCAUCCACUAAUCCACAUCUUGACCCAAGAGCUAGGGAAACUUCAGUUGUAAGAAAGCAUAAUAUAGGGACAGACUUUAGUAAUAGUUCCACUAAAACAGAGCCUCCUGUGUUCACAGCUGCUCCUAGUAACAGUGAGCUUAUUCGAAUAGCUCCAGGAGUAGUAACAAUGAGAGACAGCAGGCAGCUUGAUCCUGAUUUGGUUGAGGCCCAGCGAAAAAAAUUGCAGGAAAUGGUUUCUUCUAUUCAGGCUUCAAUGGACAAACACUUGCGGGAUCAAAGUACAGAGCAGUCACCAUCUGAUCUUCCUCAAAGAAAAGUAGAAGUUGUGAGUUCUGCAAGGUCUGGGAGUCUUCAAACUAGCUUGCCUGAAUCUUUUUCUUUAACUGGUGGCACUGAAAAUUUGAAUACAGAAACAACUGAUAGCUGUGUGGCAGAUACACUGGGAGCAGCAUUUGUCACAAGGUCAAAAGCACAAAAGGGAAGUUCCGUGGAGGAGCCUGAAGAGAUGGAUAGUCAAGAUGCUGAGAUGACUAACACAACUGAGCCAAUGGAUCACUCUUGAUUUAAUUAGAGGCUAAUAAAGGCAGAAUGUUUAUUGUGAA
Ictidomys tridecemlineatus (thirteen-lined ground squirrel) is the source of this 3996-nucleotide messenger RNA. It is a transcript of the gene Vcpip1, whose product is annotated as valosin containing protein interacting protein 1. Lineage: Eukaryota; Metazoa; Chordata; Mammalia; Rodentia; Sciuridae. Gene Ontology annotation, molecular function: cysteine-type deubiquitinase activity. Gene Ontology annotation, biological process: protein ubiquitination; Golgi reassembly; protein K48-linked deubiquitination. The record is from RefSeq and is a predicted model, not a curated record.